AUGGCGGAACCCGUGAAGAAGGACGCCCACGUCGUGGAGAUCCCGGUCACCGGCGACGGCGACGGCGACGGCGCGUUCCUCGGCAAGGCGGCGUCGGGGCAGCACCACCCGCUGGGCGAGAUCGCCGACAGCGGGGGCCACCUGCUGCUGCUCAAGCUGUGGCAGCGGGAGGAGUCGCGCCUCAACCGCCGCGCGUGCGCGCUCGAGGCGCUCAUGGACGCGGCGCGCCGGGACGCCUUCUACCUCUGCGCCGCCUUCCUCGCCCUCCACGGCCUCUCCCUCGCGCUCCUCUUCGCCGCCUCCGUCGCCGCGGGGACCCCCUCGCGCGCCUGCGGGAGGUGGUGGGCGCCCUCGUCCCUCUCGCUGGCCGCCUCCCUCGCGCUCGCCGCCGCCGUGCAGCUCCGGGUCUGCGCCUACUGGCGCGCCGCGAGGCGGCUGCGGCGGGAGCGCGGCGACGCCCGGGCCCUCGCGCGGUGCGUGCAGGAGCUGCGCCUCAAGGGCGCCUCCUUCGACCUCUCCAAGGAGCCGCAGUGCGGGGUGAUCAGGGCCAACUGCGCCAGCGUCGAGGGCGCCGGGGCGUGGGGGCCUCUCCAGUGGUGCUACCGGAACGUCGUCACCGCCUGCCUCCUCGCUGUCGCUGGCGCCGCCUUGCCCUUCGGCAAGCUCAUCCUCUGCGCGUAG
Messenger RNA from Lolium rigidum, 681 nucleotides. RefSeq lists its product as uncharacterized. Lineage: Eukaryota; Viridiplantae; Streptophyta; Magnoliopsida; Poales; Poaceae. The transcript has a single exon. The record is from RefSeq and is a predicted model, not a curated record. The coding region runs from base 1 to 681 and encodes 226 amino acids.